Molecule: messenger RNA, 3386 nt
Organism: Vanessa tameamea
Lineage: Eukaryota; Metazoa; Arthropoda; Insecta; Lepidoptera; Nymphalidae
Exons: 3
Coding region: 452-2506 (684 amino acids)
Source: RefSeq, a predicted model, not a curated record
GCCGAAACUAAAUACCCAAAAGCGUCUCUGAUCGCACGCCGCCAAAUACGGCACGAAUCUCGGGUUUCCCGCGCGCUGGCACGGCACCAGCCUCCGCGAAAACGCUCUCUAUUCCCGUCUAAUACUCGUGAAAAACACGUAAAAACGCAUUUAUUUCUGUAGCGAGCGGCCUCUAAAUUUAGGCCGUAUGGAAACCGAAAGCAAUACGAGCGAUUUUGGUCGGGGCCGCGUUGUCUGUAUUUAGAUUAGACGGCGCGAACGCAGCGCGCGCGACUCGCCUCCGACCCCUGUGCUGAUAAGGCGCAUCGGCAGUGCAUCGUGCUCGCAGACCACCCGUCACCGGCGGUCACCGCCCGCACCGCCCGCCACCGUCCGUCACCGUCCGUCACCACCUGCGCUCGCCAGCGCGGUCGUACGGUCUCGCGAGUGUUGUCCUCUAUCAGAGAUUUGGAUGUCGCAAAUGCUACCCGAUGCCGGAGAAGUGAUGCGGCGCGCGGCGUGCGGCGACGCCGGCGGGCCCGCGCCGCGCCGCGCUGUCGCUUCGUCUGAGAAUAAGGAGCUUCUUCGUCGGCAACUCCUCUCGGCCAGUAAGGAGCGGAACGUCGAUAAAUCCGACCCGCCCAAAGUGAAGCACACGCGGAGCAGGCAGAAAAACCGGUGGAAGUUAAAAUUCCACCACCAAGCGCUGCCCCAGGAAUACUUGGACCACUACGAGCAGAGCCUCCAGAGGGCGAAUAAUAAGAAGAAAACCCCAGAAAAACCAAAAGACUCGGCCGUUGAGAACAAUUUCACUAAUGAGACUUUCAAAAUUUGGGCGCAGAGAUUAGCCGGAGUUCAGAAGGAGACUGGAACGCUGACCGUGCCCCAGGCGUCUGUUUUGAAUAUGGCAGCUAGAAAUAAGGAGGAGAAGAAAAAGAAGGCUCCUGCUAUCACACCCAGCAAAAUCAUGACGUACGAAGAUCUACCCUAUAUGGGGGAGAUGACGUUAAACAAUUCUAAGCCACGACGCGGUCGAAAACCGAAGAAGGCCGAUAUUUGUCAUUUAAUCUACGAGAACUAUGGAACGGUUGUACCGGGUCAGCCUCCCCCUCAAGAGCGACUAAACCAAGGAAAUGUAUGCCCGGCGUUUAGGAGUACAAAUACACCUCACAACACGUCAAAGACAGAUUUACAGAACAAGAUUAUUUCAAGCCUUCUGGAAAGAAAACUGUCACAAGAACAAAAACGACGUCUAGAGAAUCCUUCGCCGCCACGAUUCUGCAGCCCCGAUGAACCAAUGCCGGAGGCGCCGGCCACAACGGCCGGCCCGCUGCAUAGCGACGACGAACCUCUCAAUCUAUGUAUAAGAGAUCUACAUGAUUUAAAGUUACAAAUUCAAAAGAAAUUUGGCAACAUUUACACAACGCCUGAAGUUAAAGCUGAAAUAGAAGACAGUUUAGAACAGGAAAGUUUAAAAAGUGAACAACCUAAUGCUAUCUCUGUUAUACAACGGAAUACAAACGUGCCCCCAACAGCUAGCAGUUCACCUGAUCUCUCUCGGCAAUCGAGGAACAUAUCCCCGACUCUAUCUGAACCGGUUCAGUCUACAGUCAGCCCAGACGACGACAAAUUUCCAGGCUACAUAUAUUGGCCAAAUGCAGGUAUAUACAUGCAUCCUUUAGCGUUACAGACCCAACUGUUAUAUUACCAAAGGCUAGCAGCUUCUGGGCAGCUCCCGUUUUCUCCCGAAGAUCGCGAUAAAGUUUCAACGCCGGGCAGUGAAAGCACUACCACAGAUGCGUCGCCGGAUGAGGGAAAGAAUAAAUUAGUGCUCAAACAAAUAUCGGAACUUCUGGACCCAAAGGUAAUAAAACAAGUCGAGGAAAGAAAAAGUCCAGAAUUUGCGAAGAAGAGAGCAUCGCCUAAACUCGUCCAAGGACCUGUUAAGAGAAAAAGAUCAGCAAUAUUUAUUCCUCCAAUGCCGGCUAAAAAUAGUACCACAACCCCGACCACAGAAGUUAGCAUUUGUAAAUUCAAAUUCACAGGCGGCUCGAAGCCGUCCUUGCAAGAGAAGAAGAUGCUGUCAGUGGACUCCGGAGGGAACUUCAGGUAUUACAGUGGGACGGGCAAUAAAGGAAACAAAGGUUACGAGUACUUACAAAAAGACUCGACCCAAGGAAGAAACACUGAAUCCGUACCGUCGAUAUCGACAGUACCCAAAACCGAUCCUCAAAAUAACGCCGCGCUCAAAGAUGACUUGAACAAAAAAAAAAGAAAGUCAAGGAAGACAUUGCAAAGGGAGAAAUUAGAACAAACUUUUAAAGAAAAGGGCUUUCUGAUCCAGACCCAGCAACUGCAGUCGGCGGAGGGCGCCACGUACUGCAAGUUUAGACAAUUAAGGAAGUUUACGAGAUACCUCUUUAGGAGUUGGAAAGACUAUUUGCCGGGAGAAUUAGAUGACAGAACAAACGACCCGCCAAGCGAGCAGCCGCCGCCGGCGGGCGAGGCCGGCGCAGAGUGGACUUAGGGCUCUCGCUAGUGGUUGUUGAGAAGGCCAAAGACUUGAAGCCCCUUCGCGAGCUGACUUGCAUUUAUAACAAAUCAUCGGUAUAUAGUGAGACUUAUUAAUUUCGAUCUGUUUUCAUUCGUAUAUCCGUCCAUAUUUUUUUAUAAAAUUAUUAUCACGUUUAUUAAUAAUUCGGCGUCGAAUAUUAGUUUUUUUAAUAAGAAAAUCGUGUACUAUAAAAUAUUUAAUAUAUUGUUGUUUUGUUGUUGAAUGAGUGAUUUGUGUCUUUAGAAGAAUUAACUAUGUUUCGUGGAGACAAAUGUUGCCGAAAGAUUGUUGUAGACACUAAAAUUAUAAUUAGUGUUUUAAUCUGUGCCUUAUUAACUAGAUUACUAACUAGUCAAUUGAAACCUCUAACAUAGUUUUAUAACAUUAUUUUGAAUGUGUACAAAUAAGAUUUUAUAUUUAAGGCUGAAUAAAUGGGACUAUUUAAAAGAAAUUGUAAUACGAAAAUUAAUAAUGUUAAAUUGUAUAUACUUUUUUUAAAUCCAUGAAGUAGGUUUCUCUAUGAAUCAAGUGAGUGUUGCCAGUGAGAUUUGUUUCAGAACAAGUUAUUUAUAUCCAUUUAAAAUGUUUUAAUGUAAUAUUUUUUUGGAAUUUAAUAGUUUGAACUAAACUAAGAUCUUAAAUGUAAACCAAUCGAGUUAUUCUAGUCACUGUUGUUAGUUUGUAUUGAUAAUGUAAAUAUAAGUUUAAAUUCGUUAAUUAAUUAUAAAAUAAGACUCAAUUUUGUACUCAAUAAACUUUAUUAAGAAAAAAAACUCAAAUAAUUCUGUGAUUAUGAAAAAAUGCAAUUAAACAGGAAUGUAAAAUGUAAACCAAUAAAUUAACCAGAUUACAA